UGGUCUGAAGAGUUUCAAUGCGAAAUCGUGGACGGUGUACUGGCACCCACGCCGAUUUCUUAUAGCUACACUCCAUUGGCUUAUAAUCAGCAACAAGGAUUCCAAAGUGGCGAAUCUUCAAGCAACAAAACACGCAAUAAACGCAAGAACGAAGGAGACGAGUCAUUGUCUUUUCGGCUUUUCAAGUUAAUGAAUGGGGCCGAAGAAUACCUCAUCGAAGUCCAUGAGGUGACAACGGGUAUAACUAGUCGAUCACAUAUACGAGUGAUCAAACAAGAAGGCGCAUGGCGUAUGACUUCAACCGGAAGUGAUGACCUAGGAAACCAUAUGGUGCAACCGUGGUCGGAGGAUCCAAACCCUCCUUUAUUCGUCAAGACUUCGGAGGCCUCACUCCAAGAGCGUCUAACCGGUUGGACGCUUGAGAAAAGGCAAAGAUCUAAUGGAAAAUAUGAUAUGUUCUAUUAUCACCGGCGAAAACAAUACAGAUCCUUUUACGAGAUGGCGACAUUCAUACUAUACGCGAACAAGAGGCCGGAGGAUCUACAACUUACGAACAAUAAUGCCGACUAUCUAUCUAUCCUAGUUGGUUGUAAU
Striga asiatica is the source of this 594-nucleotide messenger RNA. Lineage: Eukaryota; Viridiplantae; Streptophyta; Magnoliopsida; Lamiales; Orobanchaceae. The record is from the annotation of a GenBank genome assembly.